GUCUGUCUGGGGCCUGGCCCGGAGGCCUCACAUUCCGUCCUGUCCCAUCCACGUCUCCUCCCUGCACCGGAGCCGCCGCCGCCGCGCUCGGGCCGCACGCAGCUCGGUCUUCCCUUUGACUGGGAACCCCCCUCCCCACCUGGGCCCUCGCCAUGGGCGAAUAUAACGAGAAGAAGGAGACAUGCGGGACCAUCUGCCUGAAGUACCUGCUCUUUACCUUCAACUGCUGCUUCUGGCUGGCCGGCCUCUUCGUCAUGGCCGUGGGCAUCUGGACCCUGGCCCUCAAGAGUGACUACAUCAGCCUCCUGGCCUCCAGCACUUACCUGGCCAUCGCCUACAUCCUGGUCGUGGCCGGGGCCGUGGUCAUGGUGACGGGCAUCCUGGGAUGCUGCGCCACCUUCAAGGAGCGGAGGAACCUGCUUCGGCUGUACUUCAUCCUGCUGCUCAUUAUCUUCCUGCUCGAGGUCAUUGCGGGCAUCCUGGCUUACGUCUACUACCAGCAGCUGAGCUCCGAGCUGAAGGACACCCUCAAGGACACCAUGGUCCAGAAGUACCACCAGCCCGGCCAGGAGGGAGUGACCACGGCGGUGGACAAGCUGCAGCAGGAGUUCAAGUGCUGCGGGAGCAACAACUCCCGGGACUGGGCCGAGAGCGCGUGGAUCCGCUCGGGAGAGGCCGGAGGCCGCAAGUUCCCCGACAGCUGCUGCAAGACCGUGGUGGAGGGCUGCGGCCAGCGGGACCACGCCUCCAACAUCUACAAAGUGGAGGGCGGCUGCAUCAGCAAACUGGAGAAGUUCAUUCAGGAGCACCUGAAGAUCAUUGGGGCCGUGGGCCUGGGCAUUGCCUGUGUGCAGAUCUUCGGGAUGAUUUUCACCUGCUGCCUGUACAAAAGCCUCAAGCUGGAGCAUUACUAGGGCCCGGCCCUGCCCCAUGCCAAGUUAUUGCCGCCUUUCUUUCUCUUUUUGUACUGAAGCUACCGCCAAGCGUGACUACUGCAUGGAAACUACUGACUCGGGCAGGGGAAGCUCCUGCCCCAAAGACCAACCCCCACUGGCUGACCCAACCUGCUGAUAGUCCCCCCCA
Molecule: messenger RNA, 1083 nt
Organism: Antechinus flavipes (yellow-footed antechinus)
Lineage: Eukaryota; Metazoa; Chordata; Mammalia; Dasyuromorphia; Dasyuridae
Gene: CD151
Product: CD151 molecule (Raph blood group)
Exons: 8
Coding region: 153-914 (253 amino acids)
Cellular component (GO): membrane
Source: RefSeq, a predicted model, not a curated record